Molecule: messenger RNA, 758 nt
Organism: Vicia villosa (hairy vetch)
Lineage: Eukaryota; Viridiplantae; Streptophyta; Magnoliopsida; Fabales; Fabaceae
Product: putative elongation factor TypA-like SVR3, chloroplastic
Exons: 5
Coding region: 360-758 (132 amino acids)
Cellular component (GO): cytosol; ribonucleoprotein complex
Molecular function (GO): GTP binding; GTPase activity
Source: RefSeq, a predicted model, not a curated record
GUAACUUCAACCCAUUUCACAGAGAAAGUGAGUGAGUGAGUGAGUGAGGGAAAAUGGAGAAACUGGCACUCACUUCACAGAACUCUCUAUUAUUCUCAUCCACAACACUUCCAAAGCACUCUUCUUCUUCUUCUCGACUCUUCUUUUCCAAACGUAACAACCUUUUCGGACUUCCUUUAUCUUCCUCCAAACCAACUCUCCGAAUUGCUUCAAGGAACAAUAGGUCAAUCAAAUGUUCAAUUUCCGAAGCCACUGAGCCGAAAACUGAGGAGAAGAAGAAAUUGAUGAGAAGACCAGAUAUUAGAAAUAUCGCAAUUGUUGCUCAUGUUGAUCAUGGAUAAACAACUCUCGUUGAUGCCAUGCUCAAACAAACUAAGGUGUUUCGUGAUAAUCAAACUGUGCAAGAGAGGAUAAUGGACUCGAAUGAUUUGGAGCGUGAAAGAGGAAUCACUAUUCUGAGUAAAAACACAUCUGUUACUUAUAAAGAUGCCAAGAUUAAUAUCAUUGAUACUCCAGGUCACUCUGAUUUUGGGGGUGAAGUAGAACGCAUCUUGAAUAUGGUUGAAGGAAUCCUUCUAGUGGUAGAUUCUGUUGAAGGGCCAAUGCCACAGACAAGGUUUGUCUUAAAGAAGGAUUUAGAGUUUGGUCACGCGGUUGUUGUGGUUGUGAAUAAAAUAGAUAGGAGUUCUGCUCGCCCUGAUUUUGUUGUCAAAUCUACCUUUGAACUAAGGGUGGCAAAGCGGGCCAGGAAAAACUAA